Parnassius apollo (apollo) is the source of this 900-nucleotide messenger RNA. Lineage: Eukaryota; Metazoa; Arthropoda; Insecta; Lepidoptera; Papilionidae. The record is from the annotation of a GenBank genome assembly.
AUGGCAAUUUUCAUUCGUUUCAAUAACAUAUUUUCUAAAUUGUUAAAAUUAGCACUUGAUUAUAAUGCCUGCGCUUACUCUAUUUUCGCUUGUAUAUUUUUAACUUUCGCUUAUGUAGCAAGUUUAUAUGUUUGGAGGACAGAGUUAAGCAGGGACCAUCCAUCUACAAUCAAAAGAAGAUUCUUUAGUGUUUCCUGUAUAAUGUUCUUAGCACCUUUCUUUAUGCGGUUCUUUCUCAAAGAGGAAACAUUGAACAGAGGUGAUGUGUUCCAACAAUUAGGACUUAGACUACCAGGACUUAUAGCUGCUUCUAUUACAUCACUUAUUUUGACAGCAAUUCUUUUCUUGGGUCCUUUAACUAUGCAGUUUCUAUCAGGAACUUGGAAGAUUUAUACAGAACCAACCUACUGGGUGUCAAGUUGGAAGGACCUGACAUGGGUGCGGAAUCAUUUUAUGGCACCUCUUAGUGAGGAGUGGGUAUUUCGAGCUUGUAUGAUGCCUUUGUUAUUGCAAUGCCUUGAACCAUUUACUGCUGUAUUUGUUGGUCCUUUGCUUUUCGGAAUUGCUCACUUCCAUCACAUUUUUGAAAAAAGGAAAGCAGGAUUUGAUCUUAAGACUGCAUUAAUCGUUUCAACUUUCCAGUUUACAUAUACAAGUCUCUUUGGUGCUUACUCUGCGUACUUAUUUCUGCGAACUGGUCACUUCGUUGCUCCUCUAGCAGCACACAUGUUCUGCAACCACAUGGGUUUUCCUGAUUUCCUAGAGAUUCGUUACUACCCUUCUAUGGAACGACUUGCUAUAAUAAGUAACUUUGUAUUAGGAUUCAUUUUAUGGUGUUGUUUGCUAACCCCAAUGACGAAUCCAUACAUUUUCGAUAAUCGAUUACAUUGGGAGACUUGA